This is a messenger RNA of Ornithodoros turicata, 2134 nucleotides long. RefSeq lists its product as uncharacterized. Gene Ontology annotation, cellular component: centrosome. The record is from RefSeq and is a predicted model, not a curated record. The transcript is spliced from 16 exons. Lineage: Eukaryota; Metazoa; Arthropoda; Arachnida; Ixodida; Argasidae. Gene Ontology annotation, biological process: regulation of cilium assembly. Bases 300 to 2009 code for a protein of 569 amino acids.
ACGGCUGCUGCCGUUCGGGUAGUCAACAAGGAAAUUUUAAGCCAAUCCAAUCCAAAUCGGCCAAAGAUUUUGAAAAAUGUUACGUGUUAAUGUGUACACUUUCUUCGCGGAUUACAGACGUUCCAAGCAACCCCCGUGGGAACUGUGACGAUGUGUUAAAACCUCUCAAGUUUGCGCUGUGACUAUUGCGACUGCACAUUGAUCCACGAUACGUUGAGUUCAUGCCAACCGCUACGUUUGUGUGCAGCCCUUGCUGCUAGUCUGUCAAAGCGCAGGGCAUUCCUGCUGGUGCAAGUGUGAUGAAACCUGUCAUCACGAAAAUGAAGCUUCCUGAUUUUACGGGGCCAGUUUGCAGAACGAAGCCGUGGGUUCCUCCUCCUGGAAAAACAUCGAGGGACGAUAAAGACGCAACGAAAGCAAAGAAACCAGCCGGCACCGCUGGCGUUGUUAGACAGGAAUAUUCUCGGCGCUUCACCGUUCCUCUCCUUGAGUUUCCAGCAAUGACUGUGGAUGAAGGCCAUUUCGGUUUCUUAGAGCGUAUAUGUAACCCACCUGGUGCCAUGUCAAGCUUCCCUCUAGAAAGUGAGAAACGUGACACUUCAACGUGGACAGAAAUGAGGAAUUGUGAAGCUGAGACUCAGACCGACUCAAGGGUGCCCCCGUUCCAGUAUUGUGAUCCAGACGCCUUGAAGCUUCCUGAGAAGAUUGAGCUACACAAGCUAUCCCAGGUGGUGCAACACCUUGAAGACGAAUGCUCAGGGUUUCGUGAAGCUUUGAGCGAGAAAAACGACCUUCUGGUCCGUGCCCAGGAAGAGCUCGGUAUAUUUUUAGGCCACCUGCACGCCCUGAGAACGACGCUGCUGCUUGCGGAAAAUUGUUCCGCUGUCAGUUCAUUUAUGUGGAAGGAAGAAGAAAACGUGCCUGCAAAGAUAAAAGAUCUUAAAGUGAAUGCGAGUAAGGUUAGGCAAGCAAUUUCCACGCUCUUGGACAAAGAGGAUCACGGUUCUUCGGUGUCCGACGAGCUCCCCCGCGUAUGGGGUCUUCUAACAAGAGUCCUUGCAAGGUUGGAAAGCGACUUGUGGGAGUCCUGCAAAGAUCAUUUGACAACUCACCUGCGACGUGACAUAGAGUCGAAAGAGGAAGAAAUUGCCCAGCUCCGGAAAGACGUUGAAUAUUACAUGAAACGAGAAGAGGGUGAGAAGGAACGUCAAGAUCGAUGCCUGGAUUUGAUUCAAGAACUCCAGAAAAAGUGCCACGGCGAGAAGAAAUCUCUCAGAAAGGGAGUUGAAUCUUGGGAAAGCAAUGCUGCGAAGUAUGAAGAGACAAUCCAAAGCCUCAGUCGCGAACUGAACGACAAGGAUAGGAAGUUACAUGAAGCUACAUCUGAAAGUGAAAGUCUGAGAGCAUCAAUAGAAAAGAUGCACUUAGAAAGAAUUGAUGUUGAAAGAGCAUUGAUUAACAUGAAAAGCAAGGUUGCGGACCUGGAGCCCUUGAUACUGAAUCCAACUGCCAACGUCCAAGCACAACGUUUGAUGAAUGAGUUGGGUGAGCACAAAGACGAGAUCCGUUUUCUUCGGAAAAAGCUCCAAGAAGUUAGUCAGCAGAAAGGAUUUAGUACUGUAGGUUUGAAUGCAUUAUUAUGUGAUAUGAACUUGCUGCAAGAAACUUUACACAAAAGCAGAGAUCCGAAGACAAGGCAACUAGUCUCCUUGCUUGAUAAGCUCAAGCAGCAAGUUUCACAGCUUGCUGGAGGUCACUGGGAUUUACAUGCAGCCAGCUUGAACGGACAGUCAUUCGAACCAGCUUUCGUAUUUGAUCGGGAAAAAGAGAGAUUGUCUGCCAAAGUAGAGGAGCUGCAAGGAGAAUUGGACCACAUGGCCGCCAGCAACAGAAACCUAACAUCUUACAUUGCGACACUACGUAAGAGCUAUGCAGCAGUGUUCUGUGAGUCGCUUCAAACAUCCAGUCAACCGUCAAGGGUCACCGAGGAAGGACAUGCAUCUCAUUGAUUUCAUUACCCCUUGCCCUCUACAUCAUCAUCACCACAGUUUCCUGACAUUGCAUGUACAUAUGUUGCUUCAUCAUUCAUGUGGAGUAUAUUUUUCUAAUGACCGAAUACAUACAUUCAUAAGGA